UGAAACAUUUUAUUUUUGACACGAGAUUUUAUGUAGUGUUGUCGUGAGUCAAUGGGGAGGGAAUAAAACAAGAGAGAUAAAAAAAAGUAGAAAUAAUGUUGUUUCUAUUUUAGGAAACUGUUUCAUUUUUAAUGGGAUAAUUUAAAAAGGAAAACAUUUUAUUUUUAAAGAAAUAGUUCAAGAAAUAGUUCAAGAAAUAGUUAAAGAGAGAUCAUUUUUCAAAGAACAACAAAAAGAAUAAUGAAAUUUUGAAAAUUAUCUAAUUUAAUUGUAAAUAAAUCAAAAUUUCUUUCCAGACAAAACUACUACACCUAAUUUAAUCGGGCAGAACUUGUAUGGCAGCAGUUUUCACCCUACUUCUCCAUUGUAGUUUCCAUCUUCUCACUCUCUGUUCUUCCUCACACUCGGCAACCGAAGCUGCAUUUAUGCUGUAGACUCAGGAGACAUAAGAAUAAAUAUACAUGAUGCAUCACUUCAUGUCCAAGGCUUCGAGGAGGAUAUUGUAUUCGGUUGGAGCUCUAUAUGGAAAUGCCCCAUGUUCUUCCAUGGCCACAAAACAUUAUUUUAGUGUAGUACCAACUCUUCAAAGGAAUUUUGAGAGUAUGCAACCAACGCCCAGAAAUUUCUGGAACUGGGGAUCACUGGAGUUCUGCAGGAACUUGAGCUUUGCGACUGGGUUUGCACCUUUGAAGGCAAAGCCUUUGGAGACAAUCCUUGAUGUUGAAAGGGCUAAGAAGAAAUCACCUGAAGAACUCGCUGACAUUUGGGAUGAUUUUCAUUUGGGAAGGGGUCAUAUUGGUAUAUCAAUGAAAGCAAAAUUGUACCACCUGUUGGAACAAAGAGCGUCAGAUUGCCGAUAUUUUGUGAUUCCAGUGUGGAAAGGAAGUGGGUACACCACAAUGUUUGUGCAAGUAGAGAUGCCACACAUGCUUUUCACUGGUCUUGAAGAUUAUAAAGCAAGAGGAACCCAAGCUGCUCCAUACUUGACAGCGUUGUAUUACAAAGAAUUUGCAGAAAGCAAGGACUUGGUGCUUGUUCGUGGCGACAUUGUCUUCACUAGCAAGCUGAGUGAUGAAGAAGCAAAGUGGCUCAUGGAGGCUGCACAUUCGUUCUACCUGAAUGAUGUCAGGUAUAAACUGGUCGAGCGUUUCAACAAACAAACUCGCGAAUUUGAGUUCAAGGAUGUUUUGCAAGCCUUAGAGAUGCCGAUACUGUAGUCCAAUAGAAACAACCAUGCAUUUUUGUUAGCUAUGAGGACAGGAGGGGCAAUGCCAAUAUUGAAAGACCAAAUACUGCUUUGUUCUUAUAUUUCCAAUCUUUAUAUCAUUGUUUUUAUUUGUAAUUUAGAGGUCAGGAUUCAGACCAAAAAAUUGAUGAGUUAUUGUCUUAUUAGUGAGUAA
Molecule: messenger RNA, 1400 nt
Organism: Salvia splendens (bonfire salvia)
Lineage: Eukaryota; Viridiplantae; Streptophyta; Magnoliopsida; Lamiales; Lamiaceae
Exons: 5
Coding region: 462-1217 (251 amino acids)
Biological process (GO): mitochondrial proton-transporting ATP synthase complex assembly
Cellular component (GO): mitochondrion
Source: RefSeq, a predicted model, not a curated record